Molecule: messenger RNA, 1053 nt
Organism: Aspergillus affinis
Lineage: Eukaryota; Fungi; Ascomycota; Eurotiomycetes; Eurotiales; Aspergillaceae
Product: mitochondrial 37S ribosomal protein mS38
Exons: 2
Coding region: 1-1053 (350 amino acids)
Biological process (GO): mRNA processing
Cellular component (GO): mitochondrion
Source: RefSeq, a predicted model, not a curated record
AUGCUGUCGUCCUCAUUACGCCGGGCUGCAUGGGCUCCUAUUGUGCCCAUCUCCGGCAUAUCUCGUUCGUCUAGUCAAGGUCUUACUGCCUCUUCCAACGGCCUCCUCGGCGCAACACAGCAGGUGCGUCAACGUCGAUACUCCUCUUCUUCUUCGAAACCCAGCGAUGGCUCCCGAAAUGUCGACGCUUCUUCCCAGACUCCUGCGAAAGGUGUGAACUCGGCGGAGAAGCGUGAGGGCAAGGCUUCCAAGCGGAGGGGGAAGGAGAACAACGGCCGCAACGGUUCUAAGUCAAACCAGCAUACAGCCUUCUCGAGAUUGCCGAGCGUUCCUUCGACUCAGCACCUCCAGCCGCAUGAUGUCCACGUUGCGUCGUUCUUUUCUAUCCACCGGCCCAUCUCCGUCUCUACCACCGUCCCUCCCACCUCAUCCUCCGAAGCCUUCGAUGCGCUAUUCACCGCGAAGAGAUCGUUGAAACACGAAGCGGACGAUGUCAUGUUCACUUUGUCCUCGACCGUCGACUCCAUGGAGAACGCGGCCCUCCACGCCGACCAGGAAGGACCCGUGAGCAGCUUCGAAAUGGAGGGUGGUCACCCGGACGGCAUGAACAUGGCAGACGUGAAGAUUUCCAUCGAGGAGCUCACGAAAAGUCUCCGUCCCUUCCACCCGCCCCCGCCGCCGGUGCCCUUUGACGAGGCGUCGGCCGCCACCGCCACCGCCGAGUCGGAAGGCCACGAGACGUCCAGCUACUCGACCGUCCUGACCAUCCACGAGUCCACGCACGCCGACGGCCGGAAGACCUACGAGGCUCAUACCGGUCCGUUCCUUCGCAACGCCGACGAGAUGGACGCCCCCGGCGCCACGGACAGCGAUGCCAUCAUCGACGUUCCCGCCAACCACUCCGAGACCACGUACAUCGAGCGUGUCCGUAACAACCGAUCAAUGCACGCCCUCAGCACCAAGAGACGUCGUCGCUUGAAGAUGAAGAAGCACAAGUUCAAGAAGCUAUUGCGGAGGACGAGAACGCUGCGACGGAAGCUUGAGAAGGCCUAA